AUGUUUCUUAAGUUUAGUCGAUUUCACCAGGUUGUCACUCGAGUUGGACAACCAAGCAGACGUUUUAUUGCAUCUCAGUGUAGCCAGCUGACAAAUGGCGUGCUGUACGAAGAGUUUCGUUUGAAUUCUGGGAUAGAGGAGCCGACGGUAGCUAUAAUUGGUGGAGGCAUAUGUGGUCUAUCAGCGGCUGCCGAAUUGGCCAAAAAAGGGUUUAAAAAGUUCAAAGUUUUUGAGGCACUUGAACGGGCGGGUGGCAGGAUCAGUUCAAUUGUGCACGACAAUCGAGUGUUUGAACUGGGCGCUCGAUGGGUUGACGACGGUUUGCUAUCCUGGCCGCUUGGCAUGGCUUGCGAACAAGGUCUGUUAAAAGAGUAUGAGAAACGGAAAUACUUCUCAGAAGCCCAAUACUUAACACACGACGGUCGGGUUGUGAAUGAACUCAUUGGCUCACAGGCUUUAGACGCGUUUCGCAGUAUCUUGGAUCAAAAAGGAUCGUCGCAAGUCAACAGUUGUCAUUGGAAGGGAUCCUCGUUACUAAGCUAUAUACAAGAACGGACGAAGGAGUUCAUAGCUACGGCACCGGUUGAGUCCCAAGCCGACAUGUCCAAUGCGAUGACCGCUCUGACCGAAGGUUUCAGCAACGAGUGCGCUGCAGAUCUAAGCGAAGUGGACGUCGGUAAGUUCAGCGACGGACGUGACUUUGUCGAUCGCAUCAGCGUGCCGUCAGGGAUAGUCAAUAUUCUACAGAUGUUUUGGGAAAGGGUAGACAAAAACGUUGAGUUAUGCUCGCCCGUGGAAAAAGUCGAGUGGGACCCGAGUAAGAUAUCAGAACGCCGUUGUCUGGUACACGUAUCGGGUAAAAAUCCCGUGGAAGCCCAUUACGUGCUCGUCACCGUGCCUUUGGGGGUCCUAAAAAAAGGCUUGAGUUUCUCGCCGUGCUUGCCGAAUGAAAAAUGCGAGGCCAUCGAAAUGUUGGGAUUCGGACAUUUGAAUAACCUUUACCUGGAGUACAAUAGGCCUUUCUGGGACGACAACCUCGGGACGAUUCGGUUAUCAGGAGCAGGUAUGAACUCCAAACAGCGGUUCAAGGAUUGGGGCAGUUCGUUCAGCCACUUCGAACAAAUGCCGGGCGCUCGCAACGUCUUAGUCACUCAGCUGGCUGGAUUGGCGGCUUGUCAGUCGGAACAUGUUACUGAAGAAGACAUAGCCAAACAAGUCACCAGAGUGUUGCGACACUACACUGGCAACAGCACGAUUCCAUACCCUUCAAACGUUAUCAGGUCGAAAUGGACGAACAACCCGUUUUUCAGAGGAGCAUACAGCUUUAACAGACCGGGGUACGAUUCCAAGAUGCUACGGGAAACCUUAGGACAACCUGUUCCGGACGUGGACAAAGCAACGUGUCCGCCAGUUCUAUUUUUCGCCGGAGAGGCUUGUUCAACGGGUCACUAUGGCACCAUUCAAGGAGCUAUACUGUCGGGUUAUGAACAGGUGCGCAGGAUCAUCGAAUUAACCAUGAAAUACAACGGUUUGCCAAAACUUGUAGUUUAA
This is a messenger RNA of Adelges cooleyi (spruce gall adelgid), 1551 nucleotides long. Its product is annotated as spermine oxidase-like. Gene Ontology annotation, molecular function: polyamine oxidase activity. Bases 1 to 1551 code for a protein of 516 amino acids. Lineage: Eukaryota; Metazoa; Arthropoda; Insecta; Hemiptera; Adelgidae. The record is from RefSeq and is a predicted model, not a curated record. The transcript has a single exon.